AUGGGCACCAGCGACGUUCGGUCCAUGGCAGAUGAUACCGUGGCCCACCAGUUGGCCACGGUGCUGCCUUCUGAUGGACGACCGUGGUAUCGAAAGGGCCAUCUCGUGCGCCUCAACGUCCACGUCUUAUCCCUCAUUAUGCUGUGCUCCGCCAACGGUUACGAUGGUACCUUGAUGAACGGCCUCCAAGCGCUGCCGCGGUGGAACGAGUUCAUGGGUAUGCCGGCGGGCGCGUGGCUCGGUUUCAUCAACGCAGUCUAUUGGAUCUCCAAUGGCGUGUCCUUCGCCGCCUCCGCCUGGAUCUCAAACAAAUAUGGCCGCAAGCCUGGCAUCUACAUUGGAUACGUGUUCCUCGUUGCCGGUAUCAUCCUCCAGACCGCGGCAAACAACGAGGGCGCCUUUAUUGCCGCCCGUGCCCUGGUCGGUUCGGCGUCUGGGUGGUACACCAGUGGCGCCCCUAUCCUAAUCAACGAGAUUGCUUUUCCCACUCAUCGGCCUAUUGCGGCAGCCUGUUAUCAAUGUGGCUUCUACCUCGGCAGCUUGAUCUCUGCAUGGGUCACCUUUGCAACCAGGGAUUACGGUACCUCGUGGGACUGGCGUCUUCCAUCUCUCCUCCAGAUUCUGCUCCCAGCGCUCGCCCUGCCCGGCAUCAUCAUGGCCCCCGAGUCUCCCAGGUGGCUUGCCUCUGUGGACCGCGUCGAGGACGCGAAACAAUUUAUUCUUGAGCACCACGCCGGCGGCGACAUCGACUCGCCCCUCGUCAGCUUCGAGACGGAAGAAAUCAUCAACACCAUCAAGGCAGAGCAGGAAGCCUAUGCUAGCACAAGCUAUGCCGACCUGGUUAAGACAAAGGGCAACAGGUGGCGGCUGCUCAUCUCCGUCACUCUGGGCAUCUUCAGCCAGUGGAGCGGCAACGGCGUUGUCUCGUACUACCUCGCUCUCGUCCUGCAGACGGUAGGGAUCACCAGCGUUACGCACCAGACGCUCAUCUCUGCGCUACUCCAGGUGUGGAACCUGAUCUGGGCAGUCGCGGCGUCGGUCUCUGUCGAGAGGCUGGGACGCCGGCCGCUGUUCCUCAGCUCCGCCGUUAUUAUGCUCGUCAGCUAUAUUGUUAUCACGGGCCUAUCGGGGUCCUUUGCAAAUACUGGCAACGCCCCCGUCGGCAUUGCCGUCAUCCCUUUUCUCUUCAUCUUCUUCCUGGGUUAUGACAUUGCUCUCACCCCUCUCGUCGUCUCGUACCCGGUCGAGAUCUGGCCCUACCGCCUCCGCUCCCGGGGCUUUACCGCCUCGUGGGUCUCGGGCAUCUGCGCCGCCGUCUUCAACAUGUUUGUCAACCCGAUCGCCCUGCAGAGCAUCGGCUGGAAGUACUACUUUGUCUUCAUCGUCUUCCUCGUCGCCUUCCUCCUGACGGCCUACUUCUGCUACCCGGAGACCCGCGGCCGCACCCUCGAGCAGAUGGCCUUCAUCUUUGAUGGCGACGACGCCGCCGCCGCCGCCGAACUGCUGCCCGCAGAGAGCAAGACCGGCUCGGUUCCCGAGGAGGAGAAGCAGAAGCUGGAGAAGAGUGGUUGA
This is a messenger RNA of Microdochium trichocladiopsis, 1572 nucleotides long. Its product is annotated as general substrate transporter. Gene Ontology annotation, cellular component: membrane. The transcript is spliced from 4 exons. Gene Ontology annotation, molecular function: carbohydrate:proton symporter activity. The coding region runs from base 1 to 1572 and encodes 523 amino acids. The record is from RefSeq and is a predicted model, not a curated record. Lineage: Eukaryota; Fungi; Ascomycota; Sordariomycetes; Xylariales; Microdochiaceae. Gene Ontology annotation, biological process: transmembrane transport; carbohydrate transport.